Mytilus californianus (California mussel) is the source of this 8357-nucleotide messenger RNA. RefSeq lists its product as uncharacterized. The record is from RefSeq and is a predicted model, not a curated record. Lineage: Eukaryota; Metazoa; Mollusca; Bivalvia; Mytilida; Mytilidae. Bases 4249 to 6927 code for a protein of 892 amino acids. The transcript has 9 exons.
GGGGGGGGUUGACGGAUAGAACUAUUCAUUUUGAUCUGUUGCUAUGCAUGCUUAGUUUUUACUGCAGCAAAGUUUCAUUUUUACUUUGUACAAUAUUUAAUUCCUGUAUUUUGAGUUGCAGAAAAUUAAUUUUCCUCCUGCCUUGGGCAAAAUAAUUUCUUUCAGCUCUUACCAGCCAACCGGGGAGGGAAGGGGGGGGCACCAAAAUAUCAUUUAGCAGAGAGUAGAAAUAGAAUUUAAUAAAGUAAAUUUAAAAAAAAAUGAAAAUAAACUUAUUUGAUUACCUGAUUUAAACAGGUAGCUUGGAAAUAUACAUGUAUAUAAAUGGGUUUUGAUUUUCUUAUGAAAUAUAUAUGUGAAUGGGUAGGGAUUUUCACAUAAAUCAAUAUAUGAACGGGAGGUGUUUUUCAAACCCCAACCGGACGUCUGCACCCAAAUUUUUAGGUUGAGACCCCCUGUGUACCAACCAGGCCAGGAUAUGGACAACUUUAGAAUUAGUACAUUUCCCCAUAUAAUUCUUAUGUCACAAUGCUUAUGUUGUUAUAUCACAGAAAACACUGAUUUUUCAAGGACGUCAUAUAUAAUCGUUGUAAUUCAUUCAUAAAAAAAAACAAUUUGAGAUGUGGUGUAUUUAUUUUCAAAAUGCUAUGUAUAAAUAUUCAAAAUAAAUACAUGAAAAUAUAAUAGCAUAACAAACAGGGGGUGGGGAGUCUUGGGUCUUAUGAUAUAAGAUAUUUAUAAGUAUAAAGCCAAACAAUUGGACUGUUUGAAAAUAACACAAAUAUACAAUAAACAUUACAAAUAUGUAACAUUUACAAAAGUGAAAAAUUAAUUAAAAAAAAUCUAAGUUUGUUUGUUUUUUUUUCUUCUUUAAUACUGUUCUUAACCAUAGACUACAUGUCUCUCCUCAAAUUAACAUGCAAAUUGUUAUGUUUAGUGCAGUGAAAAGAAAAAUGCUAUGAAGGAACAUAGGCAAAGAAAAUUUGACUUUUGAUUUUAAGCCCUUUUUUUUACGGUCAACUGCCACCGACAAUAUUUAUUUAUUGUAUACAUGUACAUGCUUUGUACAUUUGGCGAGCAGAUCGAGUGAAAAAAGAUUGUAUGAUAUCAUUAUUUUGUGUCAGAAUUCUUUAAAAUAUUUUCAAGUGUGACAAGUCAAGUUUAUUUAUUUUCCAUCUUAAUACAUGUAGGUGCCAGAAUAUUUAUUUCCAAAAUCUGCCAGCACCCGGUCCCUUUCAGAAUCAAUGGUCGUCCCCUUAUCACUAUUUGAGAUUUUGCUACACUUUACCUAUUGACAUCAAUCAUGCACACAUUGCUUUUUUUUUGUGACGUAAAACAUUUUAUCUAAUAUGACAGUAAUAUUUUUAGAUGGAAAUACUUUUAAGAUCCGUCACUUAUCUAUUUCCUGUUUGCUGCUUACAUAUUUCAUAUUAGAACACCAUCUUAUUUCUAUGAAAAGUAAUCACUAACAUCUCUGUUAAUUCUGUCUUUAACAUUGUUUUUUUCAAAGGACAUGAACGAAAAGGGACUUGUCUGACAUGAAAGUCCAUCCAUAUAAGACCAAAGAAAUUGGUAGUUUCUGGGAGUACAUGUACAUCAAAUUUGUGUAUGAUUAACAUACUAUCUAACAAAAUAUUAAUUGUACUGUCCACCGCGCGCGAAAGUAGUCAAGAAGACAUUAUUAUUUUUUCAGCGAUUGACAGGCUACAUGUAAUCGUUAUAAAUGUUAACUUCACGUUUCUUAUGCAAGCAAAUUUAAUAAACAAUGAUGUUAUACCGUUGGGUUUUUUUUUUCACCUUACAUAGGGCUUUAUUUCUGAUCUUAUUUCUGUGUACACAAUUCUAAAUCUACAUAUUUCACCUUUAUCAAUAUUAGGAAAUCCGUUUGGACGAUUCCAUAUACCAUUAUAAUGAUGUUUUAGGGGUUUUUAGCUUCAGUGUCGAGUUGGUGUAUAGUAUUAAGGGUUGUCUGCUAGAAAUAAAUAAUUUUUCUGAUAGAUUAACUAAAUUCAAAACCAUUAUAAAUAUAGUUAAAUUAUAUAUUUUAUUUAACUGAGUAAAUUGAUCGGAAUGUGAAUGAUACAUAGACCUAAAAUUCUUAUUAGUCUAUUCCAGUCAUGACAUUUGCGCGGGAAUUUCAUUUCAUUGGCAUCGUUAUUUAAUUUUACUUUGGAUUAUUGUUAGACUGGUUCCCGAUCGCAAUAUUCAGUAUGUUACACAUAUACCAAUAUAAACGAUUUCUUGACGAUUGUUUUAUAAUUUGGAAUUCGGAUAUAUCUGUCUCAGAUUUUCAUUCUGAUUUAAAUUCUUUAAACCCACAUAUUCGUUUCACAAUUAACAGAAAUGUCAACAAAAUGCCGUUUUUGGAUAUUUUAGUACUUAUAACGGAAGACAAUGAAAUUGUCACAGAUAUCUUUUCUCAAGACACCGGGGCCUCGGUGGCCGAGUGGUCUAAGUAGUUACUACUGUAAUCACUAGCCAGUCAACACUGAGGUUGUGAGUUCGAACCCCGCUCGUGCGGGUGCACUCGACUCCAAUCUUAAUUGACUAGGAUUGUCAGUUUUCCUAUCGAAGGUCGGUGGUUUUCUCUGGGCGCUCCGGCUUCCUCCACCAAUAAAAACUGGCCGCCACAAAAUAGCCCAAAAGCGGUGCUUAAAAGUGGCGUUAAAACACCAAAAAUCAAUCAAUCAAUCUCAAGACACCGAUACACAUAUGUAUUUAAAUUUUUACUCAAAUCAUCCAAAACAUGUAAAAUUAAAUAUACCUUUUAAUCUAGCGUCAAGAAUAAUUACCAUUACAAGUACAGAACUAUUACGCAAAUAAAAGAUUGAAAAAAAAUUAAAAGUGUAUUUAAAAAAGCAGCAAUAUCCGGAACAAGUGAUAGAUUACAGAAUUCAAAAGGCACUGAUAAAAGGACCAAUCAUUACAGAAUCACGGCGAUCCGAAACAACUGAAGAAUCAUCAAACAGUUUAGACAAAAGUAUCCCGUUUGUCACAACAUAUAACCCACGAGAUUAUGAUAUAUUUAGUUUCAUGCGACAAAUUGAAAAUAAUUUACACAAAAGUGAAAAAAUGGACAAAGUAUUACAAAAAAAGAAGAUUAUCAACAGUAAAAGACAGUCAAAAAGUCUAAAACGAUAUUUAACAUCUUCAAAAUUCGACUUUAAUGAAACUUUGCCUAUUGUUAGAAAAUGUACCGAUAAACGAUGUAUGACAUGUCCAGAUUUAAUAGAAGAAAGUUCAAUUUAUUUCAAAAAUGGAAAGCAUUUCACAGUUAAACAAAAUAUGGCUUGUAAAAGUUCAAACGUCAUUUAUUCUCUCAUAUGUGCAAAUUGUGAGGAAUUCUAUAUUGGAGAGACAAAAACAGAACUGCGGACUAGAAUGACUGUACAUAGACAGCAAACCAACCAUGAAGAUUUAAGAGUCAUUCUCUGUAAGCAUCAAAAUCAUGUGGAAAUGACAUGUCACAGAAUUGGUUCAAAAUUUGUAAAAAUGUUCUAAUCGUUGAGAUAUGCCAAAAUAUACAUCAAGUUCCGCAUAAAAUUUUGUGGUUGCUAUGGUAACAGCUUGGACAGUUUUCGGUCCAUUUUUGUAAGUCAAAAAGGCUAAAAAUAUGCAAUUACAAUUGAAUGUGUAUGGCCUUUCAUAAAAUAAAAAGGAAAAAUAUGUUUGUUGUUAUGACUAAGUAUGGUUAUGACAUAUUCAAAAAAUGCAUUAAGAAAAAUAUAUUAUUUAUUAGUUUUGUCAAGAACUUAUCCCCAAAAAUUGGCAAAUUCCUUGUAUAUUGGGAGUCCCAUUUUACCCUGUUUUGAAAGCUUUGAGAAUUUUCAACCCAGAUUUUCCAGAUAUAGCUGAAUUUAUUUUUAAAUAGUUGAACCAUUGAAAAAGCAAAAUACAAAAAAUUGGGAGGGGUAUAUUUGAAAAUUUUGCACAAAUCAAUUUGUUCGAAACCAAGGUUUUGGAAAUAACUGUUUCAAAUUUUAAUACCAAUAUACUAUUUAAAUUGAUAAAGCUGCUUUAUUUGUCUUGAAAUUCUUUACACUGCUUUCUGAAAAUUUUUUUUUUUAUCAAAUCAAGUCAAAAAAGGGUUGAAUUUAUAAAUUGCAAUAAAAAAAUCCCUUUUAGUUACCUCUGUGUAGCAGGAGUAGCUUCCCCUGAAUUACUCUCCAAACAAGAUAGUACAAAUGUUCUAUGUAUGUCUGCUGUCAACAAACUUUAAUAUGAUGACAAUAUAUUUUGUAAAGUAGUAUGAAUUGUACCAUGAAUUGUGAUUUGUUUAACAUAAACAAGACUAUUUUUGAUAAUUCUAAUUGCUCAUCUGAACUAUUUAAAUUACAAUCAUUUCAUGAAUCAGAUAUUGUAAUUAUUUUGACUGAAGCCGGUAUUUUGCCACACAACUUUAGACAGUCAGAACUUUCCGUAUGUUCCACUCAUUCUAAUCAAUUGCUUAAACGAAAUGAAGUUCGGAAGAGGAGAGCUCUGUGUAUGGUGCCCAGGGUUAUAAGUACCCACCCAGAUGUAGACCAUUCAGAGAAGGGGUCGGGUCGAGCAGCUAGUAUUGGAAAAAGAAAAAGCUCUAAAUACUUGGCAGAAAGAGACAUAGUUGUUAUUCAAAAAAACCUUGGUAUCAUUUUACCUGUUGGAACUCCUUCCUGUGUAUCAUGUAAAGUCAAAAUCAAAGAUAUGGAUGAGAUGCCGUCGUUUGUUGAUCAGCAUUUGAAGAUGCAGGAUUCUGAAUUUGAAGACAGGAUACCUGUUAUAGAAGAUACCAUGUCUAGAAGAAUGCAACAGCAGGUGACUGAACUUUCACAGAAAAGAGACCACACAAGUUCAGAAGAUUUUCAUUAUUACCUUAGAGAAAAUAAACCAAAAAUUGUCCUUCAUGAUGUCAUUGAUAUUGAAAGUACAGACCAUAUCAACUUCUCUCAAAGUUUAGAGUCACAUGAAUCUCCCUUCAGUAGUCAGCAAACUUAUUUGCAAACAGAUAGUCUCACUAAGCUUAAUGAUUUUUUAAAGACCAAAGGAAUUCAGCCAUUAGUUUUACCACAACAUGCCUGGGGAACAUAUAGUCAGAAAACAAAGAAAUCAUUUGUACAUAAACUGUUUUCAUGUUUCACUGCUGUCACUGAAACAAUGUUUCCAAAUGAAAGUGAUGAAAUUCUUAAAGAAAUUCUGAAGGCUUCUGAAGUGAUUGAUAAGGAAACUGAUGUGAAUUCUGAUGUUGAGUUAUGUCAAGCUUUGGUUGAAUCUUACAAAGUUACAGAUUCCUGGCAAGUGAGAAGACAGAUUCUAUCAGUUAUUUGUCAAAAACUGAGUUUUAAAAACACAUGUGAACUUAUAGAUGGUUUGACAGAAUACCGAUAUUAUACAGCUAAAAAACAUGCAAGUGUACAAGGUUGUGCAUUACCACCAGAACAGGGCAACAAAGGCAGACAGAGAAUGGAUCCAUCCAAGUUGGAUAAUUUCUUGGAUUUUAUCACAUCGUCUCAUAUUAUAAAGGAUCUUCCUUUCGGAGAGAGGAAACUGAAGCUAGCUGAUGGAAGAUCAGUUGAUACACCAAAUGUUAUCCGAUGCAUGGCACCAGCAGCAAUUAUUGACCAGUUUAAGCAGUACUGUAGUGAGAAUGAAGUAACGCCAUUAGGAGAUAGUACCAUGUUCAAAAUUCUGUCUGAAUGUGCUGCAACAGUGAGGAAAUCCUUGGAAGGUCUGGACUAUUACAUUGCUGAGGGCGUUAGGGCUUUUCAGGACAUACAGAUAUUUUUAGAGGAACUGAGACGAACUGGAGAUUUAUCAGCAGAAGUAUUCAAGCGCCAUAUGGAUGUCCUUCUUGAGUGCAAAAGAUACCUGAAAACUGAUUACAAGGUUCAUAUAUCUAGUCAGUCUACAGUACCAGACCACUGCAAAGUAUUUGCAUUAUCAGAUCAUAAAGACCAGAAUUUCAAUUCAAAAUGUUUGCCAGAACAUGACAGUGUUUGCCAGAAUUGUGAACAAAUCAGCGAGUUUCUUAGUUCUGUCCAACAUUUGAUUGAAGAAGAAACUAUAGAUGAUCAAGAUAUAUACAGAUACAAAAUCAAUCAGGCAGUCAUCAGCAUCAACAGCUGGAAGCAACACAUUGUAAGAUCUCGAAAUCUAGAUGGUGCAAAAUCUAAACUGUUAGAAAAUAUGUCAGCUUCAGAGGUGUUCAUAGUAUUUGAUUGGGCAAUGAAAUAUCUACCCAGAAGGUACCGAGAGGAUCAAAGCAACUGGUUUGCCAAGAGGGGUAUUAAUUGGCACAUUAGUAUAGUAUUUCACAAAACAGAAAAUGAUUUAGAAAGUCUUGGAUUUGUCCACAUAUUUCAAAAUCAAAUAUCGCAGGAUUCCCGUACUACCAGUGCUGUCAUCUUAGACACUAUCAGAAGUGUGAAGGAAAAGUAUCCACAGAUAGAUGGAUUGCAUUUAUGGUCUGACAAUGCAGGAUGUUAUAAAAGCACUGAAACAAUCAGUGCACUGUUCCAUAGCGGAGAAGUUACCUCAUAUAACUUUUGUGAAGCACAGGAUGGUAAAGGUGCUUGUGAUCGCACUGCUGCUACACUAAAGUCUGGAAUAAGACGUUUCCUUAACCAGGGUCAUGAUGUUGUGACUGCAUCACAAAUGAAGAAAAUGGGCUGGUCUUUGAAGGAAGGAAGAAAAAAUGUGAGAUUUAAUGAUAAGCAAAAGCAAUUCCUUAUUGACAAAUUUAACAACGGAAUAGUAUGUGGUCACAAAGAAGAUCCUGAAAAUGUAUCAGAAGCAAUGAAAUUUUCUACAAACCCAGAUGGAAGUAAAAUGCUUAGAAUGGAGGAAUUUCUUACCCCUCAACAGAUAAUGAGCUUUUUUUCACGGCAUGCAAGAAAAAGUGAUGCUGCAAGGGAGCUGGUUAUUUCGGAACUACAGCAAAGUUUCCAAUAACAAUCUUAAUUAACAUUUACUAUGGCUGUUUCAUUAUGCAAAAUAUGCAAAAUAUCUGAUUUUUGGUUUGUAGAAAAUAGAUGAUCCUAACAAGCAGUUGUACAAUUAUAAUAAAUAUCUGCAAAUACUUUGAAAAGAAAUAAGUUAUGCCCACAAUAAUUGUAACCAAACAUUAUCAUGAUUAGCAUUAGCUAUUGAAACUUGCUUAGAAAUAAGAUAAUUAUCCAUGCCUUCACAAAUUUAUAGUUGCAAAAUUUACAAUAUGUAACAAAGAACACUUCUUCUUGAUGACAAAAUAUUCAAGGUUAACUUAACUCAAGGAAUUUAUUUUUUAAUUCAUAUUCUGCAUAAUACACAUGUAAUAAUUUCAAAUUCAAAUGACAAUUGUCAAACUUUUGGAAUAUAUGAUUCAAAAUUAUUGAAAAAUAUUGAUUUGAAUGUAAGCUUCAACAAUCAAUCAUUGAUGUAGUUAUUAUUACUCCCAUUAUUAACCUUAAUUAAAUCUAUUGUCUUGGUUUUUUUUCUUAAAAGAAAAACAUUGUAUAAUAUGCGUUAUAUCUUUUUAAUUUAUUGAAUUAACAAUUUGCAUGUAUAGAAUUUUAUGAUCUUUACAAAAAUUGUGUGAACCAAACCAUCAACCCUACUGCCAAAAAAUUAUAAAUGAACAACAAAUUUCUUCAUGAUUUAAUCGAGUUAGGGUGUUGCCUUUGAUAUUCUUCAACAACAUAAUUAUAAUACAGUCAUAUCAAAUUUGUUUCAUACAAACUAUUAAUCUAAGAAUAAUUAUAAAACCAAUCCAAUUCAUAAUUUUUGUUUUAUGGAUGGAAAUAUUUGUUUCUUAUUUUAUUAUAAAUAAAGUUGUAACUACUGCUGUAAAUGAGAUUUGAAGAAUUGAAAAAUUAUGUUUUUAAAUCUAAACUACAAGUUCUUAAUGUUACUAUGUUGAAUUAAAGCCUAGAAUACUGUUUGGUUGGUAUGCAAUAUUGGAGAAAGGUCAUUGGCCAAUAGCGUAUCUUUAAAACAGUAGGCUUUUCAUUAAUGAAAAUUAAUAAUAAAGAAUUUUCAGAUUGGCAGAUUGCAAUUUGAGAAUAAAAGGCAAUUUUUUGAAAGCUUAAUAUUAAGUUUGAUAUUCACCAUUCAAUUUCAAUCAAUUUCCAACCCCUUGCAUUUACAAUAUAUGUCUGUUUGGUUAAUUAGAAAAUGUAAGGAAAAGGUCGAAAGAUUAAGGUCAUUUGAAGGAUAAAAUCACCAUUUUUCAUAUUUAUAUUUAAUUAUUAUUGACUUAUUGAAGCAUUCAAUGUGUGUUUAUUAUUUUAUUUUCAUUUCUUGAACAAAGAUGAUCAUUUGAUAUGAAAAAAUUACAAAAUUGACCUGUAUAUGUUUGGAAAUGUAUUUAAGGAUUAAAAAAAAAAAAAAAAAAAAAUCAAAAA